Molecule: messenger RNA, 813 nt
Organism: Chanos chanos (milkfish)
Lineage: Eukaryota; Metazoa; Chordata; Actinopteri; Gonorynchiformes; Chanidae
Gene: rims4
Product: regulating synaptic membrane exocytosis 4
Exons: 7
Coding region: 1-813 (270 amino acids)
Biological process (GO): positive regulation of synaptic transmission; calcium ion-regulated exocytosis of neurotransmitter; regulation of synaptic plasticity
Cellular component (GO): cytoskeleton of presynaptic active zone; presynaptic membrane
Molecular function (GO): small GTPase binding; transmembrane transporter binding
Source: RefSeq, a predicted model, not a curated record
AUGGAACGUUCACAGAGCCGAAUCAGCCUGUCCGCCUCCUUCGAGGCCCUGGCCAUCUACUUCCCCUGCAUGAACUCCUUCGACGAAGACGACGCCGUUGAUGCUGAAGGUCGCAGACUGAAGGGUAUCCAGAGGAGCACAGAGACAGGACUGGCCGUGGAAAUGCCUAGUCGCACAGUCCGGCAAGCCAGCCAUGAAUCUAUUGAGGACAGCAUGAACAGCUAUGGGUCAGAGGGCAACCUGAACUACAGUGGAAUGUGCUUGGCAUCCGACACACAGUUUAGUGACUUUUUGGACGGGAUGGGCCCAGCUCAGUUCGUGGGGAGACAGACUCUGGCAACAACCUCAAUGGGUGAUGUGGAGAUCGGUUUAAUGGAGAGAAAUGGGCAGUUAGAAGUGGAGAUUAUUCAAGCCAGAGGUUUAACCAUGAAACCAGGCUCCAAAGGCCCCCCAGCGGCAUACAUAAAAGUGUAUCUCCUAGAGAAUGGUAUCUGUGUGGCAAAAAAGAAGACAAAAUCUGUGAGGAAGUCUCUGGAUCCACUUUACAACCAAGUCCUUGUCUUCUCAGAGAGUCCGCAGGGCAAAGUCGUACAGAUUAUUGUAUGGGGAAAUUAUGGCCGCAUGGACCGCAAGUGUUUCAUGGGCGUGGCUCGCAUCCUGUUGGAAGAGCUGGAUCUGACAAGCAUGGUGAUUGGCUGGUACAAGCUUUUCCCAACCUCCUCCAUGGUGGAUCCGACAAUGGCGCCCCUGAUUCGCCACUCGUCUCAGCUCUCACUGGAGAGCACGGUGGGGCCAUGCUGCGAACGCUCCUAA